GCUCUAUUUGUCUCAAUAUUUUUCCUUAGUUCCCUUCUACCAACAGCACUCCUUCAGUAUGUUCAGCCCUUUUUGAUCCCGUUUUAUUUUGUAAAGGAAGCGGUUCCUGUCCCUUACUGCGCUGGCUUUGACAGAAGCGCUUCCUAACUCCGACAUUCCUUCCACUCUGGUAAAAACUCUGUACAGCAGCCUGGAGAUUGUCCACGUUUACAGGCUUCAGAUCCGCUGCUCUGCUCCACCUCUGCAGCCUCUGCGUCCUCAGAGCGCACAGCCGCGGCCUCCGAUCCAUUCAUUUGGCGGCCUUGCUGUCUUUACUUCUUCUUUUCAUCCGUCCCAAUUGAUUUAAUUCUGUAAAACAUGUUCUGCGUUGCGUUUCUCCUGCUCACUACGUGGUCUUCCGUGGAGUGUAACCCCAGUCCAGUGUUGGGAGAUGUAGUCGUGGACAGAUACUUCAUCCCCAAAGUCUGCACCAGGGAGGCGAAAACUGGAGACUACGUUCGUUAUCACUAUAACGCCACAUUUAUCGAUGGAAAAACAUUUGAUUCGAGCCGCCAGAGAGGAGCAGCCAAGGUGGGUCUGCUUGGGGAGGGUCGCCUCAUAGCUGGUGUGGAUAAAGGUCUGCAGGGGAUGUGUGUGAAUGAACGCAGGACCGUCACCAUCCCUCCACACCUGGCCUAUGGAAGCACCGGAGCAGGUGACGUGGUUCCUCCAGACACCACUCUGGUGUUUGACAUCCACUUGCUGGAUCUGUGGAACAAGGCCGACAUGGUCCUCACCAAAACUGUCACCACCCCCAAAGACUGCAAACGCUCCGUGAUGCGCACCGACUUUGUGCGUUACCAUUUCAACGGCACUCUGCUCGACGGCACCACCUUUGACUCCAGCUACACCAGGAAGCAGACCCAAGACUCCUUAGUGGGUGAGGGUUGGCUGAUCAAGGGCAUGGAUGAGGGCCUGCUGGGCAUGUGUGUGGGAGAGAUCAGAAACAUCAUCAUCCCACCAUUCAAAGCCUACGGAGAGAAGGGAUCAGGUACAGAGAUUCCCUCCCAGGCGACUCUAGUGUUUGACGUCCUGCUGGUGGACAUUUACAACCCAAAAGACACCGUCACCGUGGAGAACCAGGUGAUACCGGAGUCGUGCUCUCGCAGGUCUGUGGUGGGAGAUUAUAUCCGGUACCACUACAACGGCAGCUUCCUGAACGGAGUCACCUUCGACACCAGCUACCAGCGGAACAGCACAUACAACACCUACAUAGGGAUGGGGUAUAUUAUUGCCGGGAUGGACCAGGCCCUGCAGGGAGUGUGCAUUGGUGAGAGGAGGAGGGUCACCAUCCCUCCACAUCUGGCGUACGGAGAGCAAGGAGCAGGUGAUGUGAUCCCGCCUUCAGCCGUCCUCGUCUUCGACAUCCACGUCAUUGACUUCCACAACCCCAACGACACUGUGAACAUCCAGAUCCUGUACAGACCUGAGGUGUGUAACGACACCACGGCGGUGAACGACCUCGUCCACUAUCACUACAACUGCACCCUGGUGGACGGCACGCUGCUUUUCUCCUCACACGACUAUGAGAAUGUUCAGGACGCAGUGCUCGGGUCGGAUAAGGUGAUCGACGGGCUGGAUGAAGGUUUGAGGGGGAUGUGUGUGGGAGAAAGGAGGCUGAUCACGGUGCCGCCUCACCUCGGCCACGGAGAAAGAGGAGCCACUGGUGUGCCGAGCAGCGCUGUGUUGGUCUUUGACAUUGAGAUGGUGAGCUUUGAGAAGGGCGUACCGCCUGGUUACCUGUUUGUGUGGCUCGAGGAAAGUCCUGCAAACCUGUUUGAAGCCCUGGACUUGAACAAAAAUGGAGAGGUGCCGCAGGAAGAGUUUGGGGAGUUCAUCAAGCUGCAGGUAGCAGAAGGUAAAGGUCGCAUAAAGCCUGGACUGACCAUGGAGCAGGUCGUCACUGACAUGUUCCAAAACCAGGACCGAAAUAAAGAUGGCAUGAUCACCGCCAACGAGCUCAAACUAAAGGUAGAGGAGGACAAGGAGCGGGAAGAGGCCACCCACGACGAGUUGUGAGGAGGACAAAAUGCCUUCACUCUCUCUCAGGGAUAAACCUCCAAGAUCUUAAAAACAAGCAACAAGAGACGUUUGCCACACAGC
Acanthochromis polyacanthus (spiny chromis) is the source of this 2142-nucleotide messenger RNA. RefSeq names its product FKBP prolyl isomerase 10b (gene fkbp10b). Bases 358 to 2058 code for a protein of 566 amino acids. Gene Ontology annotation, molecular function: calcium ion binding; peptidyl-prolyl cis-trans isomerase activity. Lineage: Eukaryota; Metazoa; Chordata; Actinopteri; Pomacentridae. The transcript has 10 exons. The record is from RefSeq and is a predicted model, not a curated record.